Molecule: messenger RNA, 1560 nt
Organism: Penicillium nucicola
Lineage: Eukaryota; Fungi; Ascomycota; Eurotiomycetes; Eurotiales; Aspergillaceae
Product: MFS transporter
Exons: 2
Coding region: 1-1560 (519 amino acids)
Biological process (GO): transmembrane transport
Cellular component (GO): membrane
Molecular function (GO): transmembrane transporter activity
Source: RefSeq, a predicted model, not a curated record
AUGGGAGCCCACAUAGCCGAGACGUUAUCCGAGAAAAGCAUCACAGACUCGAAGGAAGAGAACCAGCCGGGAGAAUCCAUUGAUACUGAAUAUAACAAAGAAGACCUCGAGAAUGCUCUUCCACCCCCAAAACGAUACCCAGAAACCGAUCUGAGCCGAGGCAUCGUCGGCUGGGACGGGCAAGAUGACCCCCACAACCCCCAGAAUUUCACGGCUCCUCGAAAAUGGGGCCUAUUGGCAUUGACCAGCGCUAUCACAUUUGUGUCCCCUCUUGCAUCGAGCAUGUUCUCGCCCUCUGUGAGCUAUGUCGCCGUUGAUCUAGGCGUGACUAAUACGACCCUGCUCUCGUUUAGCAUCAGCAUCUACAUCUUAGGCUAUGCAUUCGGUCCAUUGGCACUAGCACCCUUGAGCGAGGUGUACGGGCGUCGAAUCAUCCUCAGCUGUGGAAAUUGGUGGUUUGUCAUCUGGCAAAUCGGAUGUGCACUGGCGCCAAACCUGACCUGUUUGAUCAUCUUCCGCUUCUUCGCUGGCAUCGGGGGCUCCGCAUGCCUGACCCUGGGCGCCGGUGUCAUUGCAGACCUUUUCCCCAUUGAGCAGCGAGGCUUAGCGACUGCUAUUUGGAGCUCUGGUCCAAUGAUCGGCCCGGUGGUGGGUCCCAUCGCAGGGGGCUUUAUUGGGGAGACAAUUGGCUGGCGAUGGGUCUUUUGGGUGCUGUUGCUCGUCUCGGCGGUGGUGUCGACGGGAAUUGAGGCCCUCAAUCGAGAGACGUAUGCUUCUGUUCUGAUCCGAUGGAAGACUGUGCGGCUGGCCAAGGAGCUAGGCCGUCCCGACCUCCGAAGUGCUUAUGCUCCGGAUGGAGAGGAUGUCUCAGUUGUGACUGAGCUUAGACACGGCUUGACGCGACCAAUUCUCCUGUUCGGCAAGUCGCCCAUCGUAUUCUUGCUCUCCACUUAUAUGGCUCUCGCGUAUGGUCUUCUGUACCUGUUCUUCACUACAAUCCCGACCGUCUUCAGGGACCAGUAUGGGUUCUCCACUGGCUUGUCAGGAUUGGCAUUUGUGGGGAUAGGGGUUGGGUUUUUUCUGGGGAUGGGUCUGGUGGCAUCCACCAACGACCGGCUCGUUGUCAAACUGACACAGCAGAACGGAGGCCAAUUCCAACCUGAGAUGCGACUACCGAUGAUGAUCUUCUUCGCUUGUUUCUUACCUAUUAGUUUCUUCUGGUAUGGCUGGACUGCCGAAAAGCAUGUCCAUUGGAUCGUCCCGAUCGUCGGGACGGUGCCCUUUAGUUUCGGCAUGAUGGGGAUUUACUUGCCCAUUCAGACGUAUGUCAUUGACUGCUACCCUGGCUAUGCGGCGUCAGCCAACGCCACGCUAACUGCCAGCCGGUCAUUGGUGGGCGCACUGCUCCCUCUGGCGGGGCCACAAAUGUUCCAAACUUUAGGGCUUGGAUGGGGGAACACGCUGUUGGGCUUGGUGGCGGUGGCCUUUAUUCCUGUGCCAAUCAUAUUUUCCCGGUAUGGGCAGGCUAUUCGGGAGAGAUACCCCGUGGAGCUUAGGUAG